AUGGAAAAUUCAAGUUAUGAUAUUCAGAAAGUGUAUAAAGAAAUUAGUACGAUUAAUAACUAUUUUAGUGAGUAUGAGGCAGUAAGUGGAGUAAUAGUUCAAAGAAAUAAUAAAUUAAUCGACGAAUAUUGUCAUUACGGAAAAAACUCAGGAAAUGGUAAUUGCAAUAAUGAUUAUUUUCGAAAGGCUAGUUCUGGUGUUAUUUAUUUGCUAAAAAAUUUAAAGGAUAAAUGUGAUUUAGAAUAUGAUAAAAUUGCCGAAUACGCCAUUUUAUGGUUAAGUUAUAAACUAAAUAUAAAGCCAACAAAUAAAUUGACGGAUCUAAAUAAAUUUUAUACUAGUUAUAUAGUAAAUAAUAACUGUUAUAAUGAGAAAAUAAAAGGUGAUGAUAGUACAACUUAUAAGGAUAUUAUAGAUAAAAAAAAUUUGAUGGAUAAUAAUGAAAUAUCUAAAUUUAAUGCCCUAUUUAGUAUAUUAUUUUUAUUGUAUAGUGAAAUUAAAAACAACAAUUUGAAUUGCAAAAAAUAUUCGAGUUAUCCUAAAACGUUUGCUAAUAAAUUUGAAGAACUCAAUAAAGAUUCUAAGAAUAUAGAAGGCAGUCUAUAUACUCAAAUAUUGUCUACAUUAUCAAAUGAUUAUGAUAAUUUAAAAAAUAAAUACGGUAAAAAUAUAUCUUGCAAUUUUCCAUCUCUUCCACAAAUAGAACCUAAAAAAAGUUCUUCACAAAAUAUUGUAGUAAAUCCUGGACGUAAUUCUUUAGAAAGUUCUGGAAAAGGUUUUGGCCAAAUGUUAGGGGAGACACCUGAAGGUACACCAUCAAGUUCGUCGAUAUUAAACACAGUAAUUCCAAGUUUAACGACAUUUUCUGUAAUACCAGUUUUCUUGGGAGUUGCUUAUAAGUAUUCAUUAUUUGGAAUUGAUAAACUAUUUCAAAGACAAUAUAUAAGAAAAAAAUUAAAUCAAGUAAAGAAGAAAAUGAAAGUUAAUAUAUGA
Messenger RNA from Plasmodium vinckei vinckei, 993 nucleotides. RefSeq names its product CIR protein PIR protein. Bases 1 to 993 code for a protein of 330 amino acids. Lineage: Eukaryota; Apicomplexa; Aconoidasida; Haemosporida; Plasmodiidae. The record is from RefSeq and is a predicted model, not a curated record. The transcript is spliced from 3 exons.